GCAAGAUCACAAACAACAAUUAAAAAUUCUCUCCCCUAAAAGUUUCAAAUCAACUAAAUAGUUAAAUACACACAUCAUAGUCAUAUAUAAAAGCACCUAACCGGUGUACUUAUUAGUAACGCUUUUAUUAUUAGUGACACAAAUAUUAUUCGUUGCAAUUUCAUACUACCUAAGGAAAUUAUAUAUUAAACUCAUGCAGCGUUUGUCAGCAACGUUGUACCGGAAGGUUGCUCGUCCGGCGUGUGACGUGUUCAUCAACCACCGUGGGAUCGACACGAAGCGAAACAUCGCCGGGCUGUUGUACGACAGCCUCACGAGGAAUGGUGUAAGAUCUUUCUUGGACAGCAAGAAUAUGAAGCCUGGGGAUAGACUCUUUGAUCACAUUGAUAGGGCUAUUGUUGGAAGCAAGGUUGGUGUUGCCGUCUUCUCCCCUCGCUAUUGCGACUCCUAUUUCUGUCUCCAUGAGCUCGCUCUGCUCAUGGAGUCCAGAAAGAGAGUCGUUCCUAUUUUUUUCGACGUCAAGCCUUCGAAUCUUCGUGUUAAGGACAAUGGAACUUGUCCUCCUAACGAGCUUCGAAGGUUUGACUUAGCUCUCCAGGAAGCCAAGAACAUUGUGGGUCUAACCUUUGAUUCUUCUAAAGGGGACUGGUCGGAGUUGUUAAGGGAUGCUUCGGAUGCAGUAAUGGUGAACUUGAUGGAGGUAGAGGAAGAAAGGAAGCGCAUGAAGAUGAGGGUGUAAUUGUGAUACAGUGGAAAUUCAGGUGCAGUCGACUUUAGGUGAAGUUGAUAGCUAAGAGUUGUUAGAUGAUUUGACUAAUUUGACUAAAUUUUCAUCUAACAGCUAUCCGCUAUCAACUUCAUGUAAAGUCGAUUGCACCUGAAUUUUCACCUUUAAUUAUACCUCAUUCAUUUCAGUGCUGGUUCAUUCUUCAACCAUGGUAUAUAUAGUAAAAUUAAAUAACACAUAAACAUUCGUUUAUUUUUUGAAGUGUAUGGGGGUGAUUGAAAUUUAAAACCAUAUGCUUCCCUAGCAAUAUAUAACAUUAAUGAUGUAUCAUAUCAUUCAAUAUUCUUUGGCCUGAAGUAGCUUAAUUAAUUGGUUUAGGCUUCAAUUCAUUUGUAUUACCAAAUUCUUUAAUUUCUUAUUCUUUAUUUUUAGGUGGUUUAUUUUUUGCUAUCUAAAUUCUUGUAUCUU
This is a messenger RNA of Arachis stenosperma, 1195 nucleotides long. Its product is annotated as probable 2' cyclic ADP-D-ribose synthase BdTIR. Gene Ontology annotation, biological process: signal transduction. Lineage: Eukaryota; Viridiplantae; Streptophyta; Magnoliopsida; Fabales; Fabaceae. The coding region runs from base 194 to 739 and encodes 181 amino acids. The transcript has 2 exons. The record is from RefSeq and is a predicted model, not a curated record.